CUAAUAAAUUUUUUUUAUAAUAACUGAUCCUUUCCCGCGAUUUCAAGAAGAAUUAAAAUAAAUAUAUCCCCUUAAAAGUCUUUGAAAGAAAUACUGACCAACUAAAAGGAAAGCCUAUGUGUAGACUGUGAAGUGUUCCAUCAACCAAUAUGUCUACCAUAGAUAAGAUGAGCAUUCUUGGAAUCCGAAGUUUCGGUCCAGAGGAAAAGGAUAAACAGACGAUCCAUUUCUGCAAGCCUCUGACACUGAUACUUGGACCAAAUGGAACAGGGAAGACUACGAUUAUUGAGUGUUUGAAGUAUAUGACAACAGGUGUUAUGCCACCGGGAUGUACUAAAGGCGGAGCUUUUAUCCAUGAUCCAAAGGUUGCUCACGAGAGGGAGGUCAGAGGUCAAGUGCGACUACAGUUCCGUGAUAUAUCACACAAACCUGUUAUUGUACAAAGGUCAUUGACAGCCACACAAAAGGCAAAGAAAGUCGAAAUGAAGACUUUAGAUGGGGUAAUAACGAGGAUGAAUGCAGCUGGUGAAAAACAGAGCAUCAACUCAAAAUGUGCCGACCUUGACAGAGAGAUGAUUACCUCCCUUGGAGUAUCAAAGCCUGUUCUGGAGAAUGUGAUAUUUUGUCAUCAGGAAGAGGCUAACUGGCCACUCAGUGAAGGAAAACAGUUGAAAGAAAAGUUUGAUGCCAUAUUUGCUUCAACAAGAUAUGUGAAAGCUCUAGACAGCAUAAAGAAAACCAAGAAGGAACAGGAUGAUAAAUUGAAGAUGUUCAGAAAUGAUGUUCAGUAUCUGAAACAACAUAAAGAAAAGGCCCAUCAGCUGGAAUGUGAUUUAGCAGAACAAGAGGCAAAGUUAGAAGCAUCGAAAGAGUCUGUGAACAAAGUGAACAGUCAGCUUAAACCUAUAGAGGAAAAGAUGAACAAAAUAGAUGAGCAAUCAGCAGAAAUCUAUGGCAUCCAGAACAAAAUCACUCAGUAUGGCAGUGAGAAGAAACAGAUUGAGAAGCAUGCUGAGGAGCUUCAGGAACAAAUAGAAAAUGAAUUCCAAGGGUCUGACGAGGAGUUGAAGAGGAUGUUGUCAGAUUUUGAAGAUAAACUGAGGGAGAGAAAGAGAACAUUGCAAGAGUUUGAAGACAAGCAGAACAGUUUGAAUAAGCAAUCAGAGAGACUCGACAAAGAGAAAUCUACUAUUUUAGUAGAAGUUGGAAGGCUAGAGCAAGAGGCAGAGCGCCAAGAGGAAAAUAUAGCAAAGAGAGAUGACAUGAUAAAACAGUUUGCAGAUGAAUAUAGUUUUGAAGGUUUAACAGGAGCCAUAACUGAUGAGAAGUACAAACUGUUCUUAAAGAGCAUGCGUGAUAAACUCGAGGCCAUGGUAGAGGAAACAAGGCAAAAAAAGACUGACUUUGAAGAAGAGGAGAAGGUGAUACAGCAGAAGAUUGAUGAAUUAAGAGAUACCAAAACAAAGCUGGAACAGAAUGAGAAAAUAAAGAGGGAUAUGAUGAUGGACAACCGAGACAAGAUAAAGGAGAUCAACAGAAAGCUGAGUGCCAUAGAAGCUUCAGGUGGCAGACUGGAUCAGAUCAAGAGGGAACUCAAAAGACAUGAGCAUGAUCUUCAGACCCAGGAGUCCUCAGUCAACACUGAUGAACUUAAGCAAGAAAUAGCAGAAUUGUCUAAGGAAAAGUCAAGCAUGGAGGCAAAAAUAAGUGAACUGAACUCAGAGAUGAACAGACUUCACUUACAGUCGAGCGCCCAGGCUGAACUAGAUAUGCUGAAGAAAGAUAAAGUUUCAAAAGAAGAAAACAUCAGAAGGCUGAAAGCCAAACGUGAAGACACAGUCAAAUAUCUUCUGGGUCAUGCGCCAAGCAAAAAUAUUCGAGGUGAACUAGAAGAUUAUAUCAGUAACCAGAAUGAAGAUGUGAAGAAGUGUUCAGCUAAGAUGAAUCAGAUCAGAAACACAAUGUCAAAGAUGGAAACAGAGAGAAAAAUGAGCAUGGACCAACUCAAGAAAAAGGAGGCAGAACUCAAAGGUCUAGAAGAGAGGGUCUACAAUGUGUGUGGUAGUCAGAACUUUGAUGAAGGACUCUCAACAAUACAAGAAAAAAUGGAGAAAGUCAGAGAUCAGCGUGGGUCUUUGCUGGGAGCUCAACAUUUCUUCAAGAAGUAUGCCAAUGAUUUAGAGAAGGAUGACCCAUGUUGUCCGCUGUGUCACAGAGGUUUUGAUACACAACAAGAUGUCCGAGAACUCAUACUUGAGCUGAAGGAGAAGUUGCGUAUGGUACCAAGCAAGCUGAAGACAGCUGAUGAAGAAAUUGAUGAAUGUCAGGAAAAGUAUGAUGCUCUGUUGCAGCUGAAACCUCUCAAGGAAAAUAUGGAGAAACUUGACGAGACAGAGAUUCCCCAGCUGAAAUCUAGCUUGAAGAAAACACAGGAAGAAAUACAUAAACAGAAAGAGGAUCUCAGUAAUAUAGAGGAAGAAUUGAAGGUGAAGGAAGAUGACGAGUCCAUGGCCAAACAGAUACAGCCAGAUAUUGUCAUGAUGGACAGGUACUUCGGUGAUGUUUCCGAACUUGACAAGAAAAUUGCUACACAAGCUGCUAAACUGUCCGGGGGAGAUUCUGGACGAACACUACAGAUGGUCAUUGAUGAGAAAGAGGAUCUACAGGUCAGAGUGGAUUCAACUACAAGAAGUCUGGACCACAAGCGUCAGAAGUUGGCUGACCACUCAGAGCAGGUACAGAUUCUGAGAGCCACUAUAAACAGCUUGAAGGAGGAAAAGUUUGGCAUUGAGAGUGACCUGCAACAAAGGAUUAAACUGGAGGAAGACAAGGCAAACUUAGAAUCAGAAAAUACCAUGCAUGAACAGGAUAUAAAGGAUACAGCAGAAAAGCUAAGACCAUUGCAGAGCAAGAUGGACAGAUUAAAAUCAAAGAAAGAAGAGAUGAUAAAGGAGAAAGAUGAAAAGCUUGAAACUGCUAAAGCAGAGGUUGAGAUAGUGAAAGGGCAUGCAAGUCAGGUGAAAAACAUAAAUCAGGAUAUAAAAGGUUACAAUCAGUCUGGUAAAGCAAGCAGAUUGGAGGAAAGUCGUGAUAGGAAAGAAAAGAUAGAAAGCAAAAUGGUCUCCAUUGAAGAUGAUCUUAAAGAAGUGUCUGUUAACAUAGACAAAUUGAGGAAAGAUCUCUCUACACAAAAGGUUCGAGAACUUGAUCUUCAAAAUAAUCUGAACUUAAGGAAUAAACAGAAAGAAAUAGAGAAGAUCGGUAGAAAGAUUGCUGACCUGGAGAGUAAACUCGGGGGUAUAGAUGUGGCUCACUUAGAUCGUGAGCGUAGACAACUGCAACGUGAGAUGGAAAACUUAACAAAGGCGCGUCACACUGCUGAAGGUCGGCAAACAGAGUUGGAGAACCAGAUUAGAGCAAUUAAAAGGGAGUUACAGACAGAUAUGUACAAAGGAGCAGAAGAGAAGUAUCGAAAUAAGAUGAUAGAUUUAAGGACUACAGAGCUGGCUAACGGAGAUCUUGAGAAGUAUUACAAGGCGCUAGAUAAAGCCAUUAUGAAAUACCACAAUAUGAAGAUGGCGGAAAUCAACAAAAUUAUCAGAGAUCUGUGGAGGCAGACCUAUAGAGGACAAGACAUAGAGACUAUAGAGAUUCGGUCGGAUGAGGAUGAUUCUGCAACCAUGAAGACACGGAAGACGUAUAACUACCGUGUGGUGAUGAUAAAACCAGGAGAUGUUGUAAUAGACAUGAGAGGAAGAUGUAGUGCUGGACAGAAGGUUCUUGCUUCUCUGAUUAUACGUCUUGCCCUGGCUGAGACUUUCUGUUUGAACUGUGGUAUCUUGGCUCUAGACGAACCAACAACUAAUCUGGAUAGGGAAAAUAUUGAGAGUUUAGCUGGUGCACUGGUCGAGAUUAUUAAAGGUCGUAUUCACCAGAAAAAUUUCCAGCUUGUGAUUAUUACCCAUGAUGAAGACUUUGUGGAGUUGCUUGGUAGAUCAGAAUAUGUGGAUGAGUUCUUCAGAGUUGGGAAAAAUCAAUAUGGAUGUUCAAGGCUUACAAGGACAGGAGUUGCAGAACUUAGCAGAUGAGAUGGCUUUACCACAGUAUUAAAGCAAGGUGUAUAAAUACAGCUUACAAGUGGACCAUACAUUUUGUUUCUGAUAACAUGAACAGAAGUGUUUUACAGUUAAAAAAGUGAUUUGAUUGUUUGCACUGUGUAUAUAGCCUGAAAUGCCAUAAGAAGAUGUGUUCAUGUUAAAUAAUACUGUGCAUUUAUAUACUUUAUUCAAAAGUAAUUAUUGGAACUUAAAAAACAUAACGUAGAUAAAUGUUUGUUCACUUAAAGUAGAUGACCCGUAAUGACAGUGGGCAAUUUUCUUUCAAUUGACAAUUUUCCAGUUGCUAUUUUCUGCAUCAUUUGCAUAUUUUGAACAGUCAGUUUUCUGUUAUGGCUGAAGUAUGCUGAAAUAGCACAUGAUAAUUAGUAUGUCCAAAUUAAGGUGCUUAUACUAUUGGAAAAAGUAGACAUCGUUAAAUAUAUUAAAUGAGCCGUGCCAUGGGAAAACCAACAUAGUGGGUGUGCGACCAGCAUGG
Mercenaria mercenaria is the source of this 4593-nucleotide messenger RNA. RefSeq names its product DNA repair protein RAD50-like. The record is from RefSeq and is a predicted model, not a curated record. The transcript is spliced from 41 exons. Gene Ontology annotation, cellular component: nucleus; Mre11 complex; condensed nuclear chromosome. Gene Ontology annotation, biological process: telomere maintenance via recombination; chromosome organization involved in meiotic cell cycle; telomere maintenance via telomerase. The coding region runs from base 150 to 4088 and encodes 1312 amino acids. Gene Ontology annotation, molecular function: ATP hydrolysis activity; single-stranded telomeric DNA binding; G-quadruplex DNA binding. NCBI's taxonomy places the organism in Eukaryota, Metazoa, Mollusca, Bivalvia, Venerida, Veneridae.